AUGAAACAAAGCGGAAGUCGAAGAGGAAGAGAGGCGAUUGAGAAUCACCAUGCCGACCACCGCUUCCAUCCCAGGGGCAACUUUGGCGCCCAUGUCGGGACUGUCGGCGGCGUCGUUGGCGCUGCUUCUGGUCGGGCUGGUGAGUGUGUCGCUGUGCCGCAAUCCGACAACCGAUUUCAGACCAGACUAUUAACAGACGAGGUUGAGACCGCCUCGUAUUUUCUCCUCCUGAGGCCUCUCUACAACAUCUACUUCCAUCCGCUCCGCCGAUACCCCGGACCUAAACUGUGGGCCGCGUCGUCGCUACCAUGGGGCUUUUCGUUCUUGAGCGGGUACUGGCAUCACCGCGCCCUGCAGCUGCAUACCCAGUACGGUCACGUCGUGCGUAUUGGCCCAAAUGAGCUCUCGUUCGACGUUCCCGAGGCUUGGGAGGACGUGUACGGGCGGUCGAAGCACCGAAAGGAAAACCCCAAGGCUCCGUGGUACCUCAACCCCAAGACCAAGGAGAUUGUGAGCGCGCGGCUCGAAGAACACACGCGCAUGCGCCGCCUGCUGGGCAUCGGCUUCACCAACACAGCCAUGCUCGAGCAGGAGCCGCUGAUUAAGAGCCACGUCGACCUGUUCAUCCAGCGUUUGCACGAAAUCAACAGCGGAGGCAAGGCCGCCGUCGACAUGUUCGAGUGGUUCGCGUACUGCACCUUCGACAUCAUCGGCGACCUGUCCUUUGGCGAGCCGUUCGGGUGUCUGCGCGACUCGAUGCUGCACCCAUGGAUCGCCUGGGUGUUUGCGAACAUCAAAUUGGCCCACACCCUGGUCUUGUGCAACCGAAUCCCCUUCUUCUUCCUCUUCCUACCCAUCCGGCAAACCCUGGCGCUCGUCAAGGGCGCGGGGUACUUUGAGAAGACCAUGAAGGCUGUCACUGACCGGCGUCUGGCCCGCGACGCCGAGCGGCCCGACUUCUUGCAGAUCAUGAAGACGCCGCGAGGGAACUCGGUACAUUGCUUGUUCCAGUUCAUGACUCGAGAAGAAAUUCACAGCAACGCGUCCUUUUUGACCAUGGCAGGAUCCGAGACAACGUCGAAUUCGAUGGUCGUGGCCGUGUACAUGAUAUGCUUGUACCCAGAAACCAAAGCAAAGAUCAUCGACGAGCUGGCCGCAACCUUCAACACCGAGUCCGAGAUCGACAUGCGCAGCGCGGGCAAGCUGACGUAUUUGAUGGCCGUCAUUCAGGAGAGCAUGCGCUACCAUCCGCCGGGACCCAACGCACUGUGGCGCAUAACCCCUUCGGGGGGCAACGAGAUUCUAGGCGACUGGCUGCCCGCAAAGACUAUACUUGGCAUACCGCACCGCGUCAUGUAUCGCAGUGAGCACAAUUUCAAGCACGCGAACGAAUUCAUACCGGAGCGUUGGUUGGAUGUUGAGGGGGAGCAGUCCGAAUUUGCCAAUGAUCGCAGAGACAGCUUCCAUCCGUUCUCUUACGGACCACGGACUUGUCUUGCCGUGAAUCUCGCCUACGCCGAGAUGCGCUACAUCCUUGCGCGCCUGAUGUGGAAUUUUGACUUUGAACUGGCCGAGCAGAGCCGGAACUGGGCCGAUGGGCUCCGCGCUUGGUUGAUCUGGGAGAAGCGACCACUCUAUGUCCAUCUGAAGCCGAGACGUUCGAAGUAA
Molecule: messenger RNA, 1668 nt
Organism: Thermothelomyces thermophilus ATCC 42464
Lineage: Eukaryota; Fungi; Ascomycota; Sordariomycetes; Sordariales; Chaetomiaceae
Exons: 4
Coding region: 1-1668 (555 amino acids)
Molecular function (GO): iron ion binding; monooxygenase activity; heme binding
Source: RefSeq, a predicted model, not a curated record